UUUGCCAACGCAUUCCUCUCCUCUGCGCGACCUGUCCUGCCUCCCCUCCCCCAUGCGCCAGUUUCUGAGUGCGCAGGCGCAGGCUCGUCCGCGUUUUCCGCCUCUGCGCAGGCGCCGUGCCCCUCCCACGGCGGUUGGCCAUAUAGAUGCUGGGGGUGGGGGGGAGGUCAAGCGUAGCCUCUUCUCCUUUACCAAGAUGGCGGCUUGUCCCUGUUUCUCCACAGUUCCCAGCUUGUGAGCCUGAUCUCCUUACGCUGGUAAGACUGGAACAGCAAAAGCUGGCAGGCUGACAGAGGUGGCCUCAGGACGGACUUUCUGGCUACUGACCGUUUUGCUGUGCCUCACCAGGACUGUGUGUGGGCACCCCAUCAACCAUGAGCUCGGUUGCAGUUUUGACCCAAGAGAGCUUUGCUGAACACCGAAGUGGGCUGGUUCCGCAACAGAUCAAAGUUGCCACUUUAAAUUCAGAAGAAGAGAGUGACCCUCCAACCUACAAGGAUGCCUUCCCCCCACUCCCUGAGAAAGCAGCUUGCUUGGAAAGCGCCCAGGAACCUGCAGGCGCCUGGGGUAACAAGAUCCGGCCCAUCAAGGCUUCUGUCAUCACUCAGGUGUUCCAUGUACCCCUGGAGGAGAGAAAAUACAAGGACAUGAACCAGUUUGGAGAAGGUGAACAAGCAAAAAUCUGCCUUGAGAUCAUGCAGAGGACAGGAGCUCACCUGGAGCUGUCUCUCGCCAAAGACCAGGGCCUCUCCAUUAUGGUCUCUGGGAAGCUGGACGCCGUCAUGAAAGCCCGGAAGGAUAUUGUUGCUAAGCUGCAGACCCAGGCCUCAGCAACUGUUGCCAUUCCCAAAGAACAUCAUCGCUUUGUUAUUGGUAAAAAUGGAGAGAAACUACAAGACUUGGAGCUAAAAACGGCAACCAAAAUUCAAAUCCCACGCCCAGAUGACGCAAGUAACCAGAUCAGAAUCACUGGCACCAAAGAGGGCAUCGAGAAAGCUCGCCACGAAGUCCUGCUCAUCUCUGCCGAGCAGGAUAAACGUGCUGUAGAGAGGCUAGAAGUGGAGAAGGCAUUCCAUCCCUUCAUCGCUGGGCCUUAUAAUCGACUCGUCAGUGAGAUCAUGCAAGAAACAGGGACGCGCAUCAACAUCCCCCCACCCAGCGUCAACCGGACAGAAAUCGUCUUCACUGGGGAGAAGGAGCAGCUGGCUCAGGCUGUGGCUCGGAUCAAGAAGAUUUAUGAAGAAAAGAAAAAGAAGACCACAACCAUCGCAGUGGAAGUGAAGAAAUCCCAGCACAAGUAUGUCAUUGGGCCCAAGGGCAAUUCCUUGCAGGAGAUUCUCGAAAGAACUGGAGUUUCUGUGGAGAUCCCACCGUCCGACAGCAUCUCUGAGACUGUGAUACUUCGAGGGGAGCCUGAAAAGCUAGGGCAGGCACUGACUGAGGUCUAUGCCAAGGCCAACAGUUUUACAGUCUCCUCCGUCUCUGCUCCUUCUUGGCUUCACCGUUUCAUCAUUGGCAAGAAGGGGCAGAACUUGGCCAAGAUCACUCAGCAGAUGCCAAAGGUUCACAUCGAGUUUACAGAAGGCGAGGACAAGAUCACCCUGGAAGGCCCCACGGAGGAUGUAAAUGUGGCCCAGGAACAGAUCGAAGCUAUGGUGAAAGACUUGAUUCACCGCAUGGACUAUGUGGAGAUCAGCAUUGACCACAAGUUUCACAGACACCUCAUCGGGAAGAGCGGAGCCAACAUCAACAGAAUCAAAGAUCAGUACAAGGUGUCUGUACGCAUCCCUCCCGACAGCGAGAAGAGCAACCUGAUCCGCAUUGAGGGGGACCCGCAGGGUGUGCAGCAGGCCAAGCGGGAGCUGUUGGAGCUUGCCUCCCGCAUGGAAAACGAGCGUACCAAGGAUCUAAUCAUUGAGCAGAGAUUUCAUCGCACAAUCAUUGGGCAGAAGGGUGAACGGAUUCGUGAAAUUCGGGACAAAUUCCCAGAGGUUAUCAUCAACUUUCCAGACCCAGCACAAAAAAGUGAUAUUGUCCAACUUAGAGGGCCCAAGAAUGAAGUGGAAAAGUGUACAAAAUACAUGCAGAAGAUGGUUGCUGAUUUGGUGGAAAAUAGCUAUUCGAUCUCUGUUCCGAUCUUCAAGCAGUUUCACAAGAACAUCAUUGGGAAAGGAGGCGCAAACAUUAAAAAGAUUCGUGAAGAAAGCAAUACCAAGAUCGACCUUCCAGCAGAAAAUAGCAACUCGGAGACCAUCAUCAUAACAGGCAAGCGGGCCAACUGCGAGGCUGCCCGGAGCCGCAUCCUGUCCAUCCAGAAAGACCUGGCCAACAUAGCCGAGGUGGAGGUCUCCAUCCCUGCCAAGCUGCACAACUCCCUCAUUGGCACGAAGGGUCGCCUGAUCCGCUCCAUCAUGGAGGAGUGCGGCGGGGUCCACAUUCACUUCCCUGUGGAAGGCUCGGGAAGCGACACAGUUGUCAUCAGGGGCCCUUCCUCGGAUGUGGAGAAGGCCAAGAAACAGCUUCUGCACCUGGCAGAGGAGAAGCAAACCAAGAGUUUCACUGUUGACAUCCGAGCCAAGCCGGAGUACCACAAGUUCCUCAUUGGCAAAGGGGGUGGCAAGAUCCGCAAGGUACGUGACACCACCGGAGCCCGCAUCAUAUUCCCGACGGCAGAGGACAAGGACCAGGACCUGAUCACCAUCAUCGGAAAAGAGGAUGCUGUCAAGGAGGCCCAAAAGGAGCUGGAGGCCUUGAUUCAGAACCUGGAUAAUGUGGUAGAAGACUACAUGCUGGUGGACCCCAAGCACCACCGUCAUUUUGUUAUUCGAAGAGGCCAAGUCUUGCGGGAAAUCGCCGAGGAGUACGGUGGGGUGAUGGUUAGCUUCCCGCGGUCUGGCACACAGAGUGACAAAGUGACUCUCAAGGGUGCCAAGGAAUGUGUGGAGGCAGCCAGAAAGCGCAUCCAGGAGAUCAUCGAAGACCUGGAAGCCCAGGUGACCAUAGAGUGUGCCAUACCCCAGAAAUUCCAUCGCUCUGUCAUGGGCCCCAAAGGUUCCAGAAUCCAGCAGAUCACUCGGGACUAUAACGUUCAAAUUAAAUUCCCAGACAAAGAGGAGAACCCAGUUCAUAGUGCAGAGCCAGCUGUUCAGGAGAACGGUGACGAUGCUGGGGAGGGCAGAGAGGCUGACCCUGGCUCUCCGAGGAGGUGUGACAUCAUCAUCAUCUCUGGCCGCAAGGAAAAGUGUGAAGCUGCCAAGGAAGCCCUUGAGGCUCUGGUUCCUGUCACCAUUGAAGUGGAAGUGCCCUUUGACCUUCACCGGUACAUCAUCGGACAGAAGGGAAGCGGGAUCCGCAAGAUGAUGGAUGAGUUUGAGGUGAAUAUACACGUCCCGGCACCUGAGCUGCAGUCUGAUGUCAUCGCCAUCACAGGCCUCGCUGCAAAUCUGGACCGGGCCAAGGCUGGGCUCCUGGAGCGUGUGCGGGAGCUGCAGGCAGAGCAGGAGGACCGGGCUUUAAGGAGUUUUAAGCUAAGCGUCACUGUCGACCCUAAAUACCAUCCCAAAAUCAUUGGGAGAAAGGGGGCAGUGAUUACCCAAAUCCGCUUGGAGCAUGACGUGAACAUCCAAUUUCCUGAUAAGGAUGAUGGGAACCAGCCGCAGGACCAAAUCACCAUCACAGGGUACGAAAAGAACACAGAAGCUGCCCGGGAUGCCAUACUGAAAAUUGUGGGUGAACUUGAACAGAUGGUUUCUGAGGACGUCCCAUUAGACCACCGUGUCCACGCCCGCAUCAUUGGUGCCCGUGGCAAAGCCAUUCGCAAAAUCAUGGAUGAAUUCAAGGUGGACAUUCGCUUCCCGCAGAGCGGGGCCCCGGACCCCAACUGCGUCACCGUGACGGGGCUCCCAGAGAACGUGGAGGAGGCCAUCGACCACAUCCUCAACUUGGAGGAAGAAUAUCUGGCCGACGUGGUGGACAGCGAGGUCCUGCAGGUGUACAUGAAGCCCCCAGCCCACGAGGAGUCCAAGGCCCCUUCCAAGGGCUUUGUGGUUCGGGACGCUCCCUGGACCGCCAACAGCAGUGAGAAGGCUCCAGAUAUGAGCAGCUCUGAAGAAUUUCCCAGCUUUGGGGCUCAGGUGGCCCCCAAGACCCUCCCUUGGGGCCCCAAACGAUAAUGAUCAGAAAACAAACCUCUCCAGCCUGCUGACCCAAACCCCACCACACAAUGGUUUGUUUCAAUCUGACUCAGCAGCUGGACCCUCCAUAAAUUGUUGACGCUCCCCCCUCCCCGAGGUCUCACAGUGAAGCCGGGCGCCUGGCGCUGUGUGCAGCUGGUCCUCAGGCCUGGCCAGCGCCCGGCACGUGCUCAGGAUCUGCCCUUGACACCGGCUGUGGGCCAGCUUUCCACGGUUCAAACACUAAUAGAGGCAAUUGGACAUUUCACGACAAGCUUCCUGGUCCACCGGCAUGUCAAUAAGGCCCUGGCCCCACUAAGAGUGCUGCACAGCUGGGGCUGAGCCCACUUCCUGUGUCGUGACCUCAGGAAAUAAAUUUCCUUGACUUUAGAAAAGCCAAA
Myotis lucifugus (little brown bat) is the source of this 4573-nucleotide messenger RNA. RefSeq names its product high density lipoprotein binding protein (gene HDLBP). The coding region runs from base 375 to 4172 and encodes 1265 amino acids. The transcript has 28 exons. Gene Ontology annotation, molecular function: mRNA binding. NCBI's taxonomy places the organism in Eukaryota, Metazoa, Chordata, Mammalia, Chiroptera, Vespertilionidae. Gene Ontology annotation, cellular component: cytoplasm; nucleus. The record is from RefSeq and is a predicted model, not a curated record.